GUUUGACUGUCUACUAUUGACAUUUGACGUGUUGGGGACACACUCGGCUCCUGCUUGGAGUCAACCCCCCAGGUCUCACAAUGGAAGGUCUGGCGCUAGGCGAAAAUUAUGGCCUAUUCUUACCUCAUGCUGGACCAUCCACAUAUCGUCGACGAUCAAGCACACCAAAUAGUCAUGGCGCGUUAAACGAGGGUGCGAUCAAUGUAGACGAGCGAGCCGAGGACUCAGGGAGGUCUUCGAAAGAGAUCAAACGGCUCAGAAAGCUCGAGAGAGCGCAAGCGAAAGCCAUGAGAGCUGCCAAGGACGCUAGGACGGCUUUGGUCCAUGAGAAUGAGGCAGGGGAUUUUGAUGUGUCGGCAACGGACGAGAGGGAUCGCAAGCCAAAGGAAAGCGUAAUCGAGAAGAAGCGGAGAGUUGAGCGUCGCGAUCUAGAGAACGUCGGAGCCAUCCACGGUGACGAAAUGCCGCCUAGAGGUAGGAAGUCGAAAUCUCAAUCUGGAUGGAAGAAAGCCAAACGACCUCCCCAACCUCCCGUACCUUCUUCAGACCCUGAAGACCCUUUCACCUCUUCGCCUGACAAGCUACCUCCUUCAUCGCUCCCCUCCAGCCCCGACAACCGAAUCGAUCCUCGACUCGACUUCCCUCCGAGUUCGCCACCAUUACGGUUCCCCGGAAGGUCGGGAAGAAUCUUCAGUGCCAAGCAUCCCGAAGUCAAUGGGAAGGAUCCAUUCGCCAAAUUGCUCUUCGCCGAUGAGCAGGGGACCUGUCAGCCAAUCUCAGAGGGACAUCCAGCAGAGCACAAGACGAAGAAUCACAAGUCCCAGUCGUCUGUACCUCAUCCCGGUGAGAAGCCACCAGCAGGAGCGGCAAGCAAGAAGUCCAAGAAGGACAGUCGGAGUGGGAAGCCUGAUAGACUUAUGGAUGUUGGCACUGCCAAAGUUCCAGAUGACAUCGUCUCUUCUUCUAAAGGUGCAGCCACCGGUUUACCUCCCAGAAAGCGAAGGAAGAAGAUCGGCGAGACAGAGACGUAUGAGGAGCUCAGGAAGGAAUUUAGGAAACCCGCGGCGAUGCACCAAUGGCUGGCGAGUAAAUGGGUCAAUCUGGGGGAGCUCAAGAGGCUUGAGGAGAGAGGCAUCAUCCAGUACAAGAAGGGCAAAUUCAGCGAUGCAGAGAAAGCUGCCAUUCGAGAAUACCUCACGACAUUCAAACAGGUCAAUCGGGUAGACCAAGCCGAGCUCGUCGAAUUGAUACACGCCAAAGGCCGGUUUAGCGAGAGAAAAGAGUUCCCAAAGUUUUGGCCUGAAGUUGCCGCUGUCGUCCCAGGCCGUCCAGUCAAAUACGUUAAAGAUCAUGUGAAGCGAGUAUUUGAUCCGCUGGCUCGCAAAGGUCCAUGGACACCGAAAGAAGAUGAACUUUUGACUAGGGCUCAGCAGAGUCAUCCGAAUCAAUGGGCCAAGAUUUCCCAGAUUGUCGAGAGACCUGAAUUAGAUUGUCGAUGUCGUUGGCGUGAUGAGCUGCAACAUGUUGAUACGAAGCAGGAGGGUCACUGGACCCAGGAUGAAAGUACUCGGCUAAUUGAGAUCGUCAUGGAACUGAACACCUCGCUGGGGCAAGACCCACAUGGGUCCGAAGCGCCCUGGGACUUGGUGGUGGAGAAGAUGAACGGUCAAAGGACCAGGACGCAAUGUCGGAAGAAAUGGCAAGCCGAAUUGCGUUUCACCGCAGCUCAAUUGCCCAAACCCCCCGCUCGUGUCAAGCGUAAAAAGCGGAAGGAGACGGCAUCCGCUUCAGGCGUCUCUCAGGCCCAAGGAGCCGACGCAUCGGCAAGGGAACAUAAAGUGAAGAAGCACAAGGUGAUGCCCAAGGUCCCCAAGAGCCCAGCGCAACCUACCAAAUCAAGGAUUAAGAGCAGAGAGACGGUCGACUCGGAUCUGGACGCUUGAUGAAUGAGCAUUCUUCAGCCAGUGGCGUGAAUGAAGUAAUCUUAGACCUCGUGUAGCAUAUAUGAGAUUUGUUGACGUAGCCAACAGCGUUGUUGUAUAUUCCAAACAGUUUAGACAUGCACAGUACAUUUCGGA
Messenger RNA from Kockovaella imperatae, 2078 nucleotides. RefSeq lists its product as hypothetical. The coding region runs from base 81 to 1943 and encodes 620 amino acids. Gene Ontology annotation, biological process: regulation of DNA-templated transcription. Lineage: Eukaryota; Fungi; Basidiomycota; Tremellomycetes; Tremellales; Cuniculitremaceae. Gene Ontology annotation, cellular component: nucleus. The record is from RefSeq and is a predicted model, not a curated record. The transcript is spliced from 7 exons. Gene Ontology annotation, molecular function: DNA-binding transcription factor activity; transcription cis-regulatory region binding.